AUGGAACCAGCGCUGGAAGGCGGGACAGGUGGAUCGCUAGAACAGACAUCGGUGGAAUAUGUGGCGGUUCCUUCGAUUUCUAGCGCUUCCCAAUCGAUGAUAGCUGAAGCUAGCUCGCGGAGAGGCACCAAAAACCUUACGGAUGCAGCCUACUGGUCUAAGGUUGAUCAACGGUCGAGGAUGUCGUGUCCAUGUGUCCCUUCAUUUCUGUGGUCUGUGGUGUUGGCGGCGACGACCGGAAGUGUGCUAUUUGGGAUUAAUACGGCGGUUUUGAAUACAUCUGCGGAUUACAUCGCGAGCGAACUAAAGUGGUGUGGCUCAGAAGGAUACGUCGGAUGCGACAAAGCAAUGUGGUACAAGACUUUUGUGUCUACCGCAGUGUUCGCGGGGGCGGCGGUAGGCGCAUUGAGUUCUGGAAAGUUUACCGAGAAAAUGGGUUUGCAACGGACGUACACCCAUGUGGCGCUGCCGAUUUUUGCUUUGAGCAUAAUCGGUUCUGCCUGUGCUAACAGCUUCGUAUCGUUGCUGUGGAACCGCUUGGUAGUGGGUUUCGCUGUGGGAAUAGCGUCCGCCUUGACUCCAAAUUACAUUGCGGAAAUUGCUCCGUCUGCGAAGCGCGGCAAGUGCGGUGUUGCGCAUCAGUUGCUGGUCGUGCUGGGGCAGCUCGUAGCGAUGUUGUUGGGGCUUGCAUUCACUACGGUUCCGACAGCGGACGAUGACGAGUCGGAGCCGACGAAGGAGCAGCAGCGGUGGAAAGCGCCUGUCAAGAACAAGGUGUGGUGGCGCUUUAUGCUGGCAGUGCCAAUCAUUCCGACCUUGCUGGGCAUGAUCUAUUUUCUGUACGUGUACACGUUCGACACUCCCUGCGGCUUGGUGCACCAGAAGCAGGACGCACAGGCCCGGGCGUUGCUGCAGCGGCUGAGCGGGACGGACGAAGUGACUGAGGAGUUGCGAGAGAUCCGGAAGAGCGACGCGAUGGCGCAAGAAAUGGCGAAGAAGCAGAUUCCUUUUGGCCAGUUGUUGCAGCAGCCCGGCUACGGGAAGGCGCUGGCCGUGGGCGUAGGGCUGGCGAUAUUCCAGCAGAUCACCGGCAUCAAUGCGUUCGUGGCCAACAGCAACCGGCUCUUUCAGGAUGCUGGUCUGAGCGCGACGGCAGCCACCUAUGCGUCGAUCGGGAUUACCUGCAUCAACGCACUUUGCACGUUCAUUCCGCUCUUCAUCCUGGACAAGCUGGGGCGCAAGACGCUGCUCUUUUGGGGGGCUAUUGGCAUGACGCUUGCCACGGCGCCCGCGACCGUCUGUUACUGGGUCGAAUGGAACAAGGACAAGUCCAGUACGGCGGGCAUGGCGCUUGCGAUCCUCGGCGCCUGUCUCUUCAUGUUCUUUUUCGCCGUCUCCGUCGGGCCCAUCACCUGGGUCUACAUCGUCGAGGUCUUCCCGCUCGAUAUGAAGGCCGUCGGGUCUGCCAUCUGCAUCGCCGCCAACUGGCUCGCCUCUAUCGUCAUGGUAUUCAGCGCCGGCUUCCUCCCAGCCAAAGUCGCCUACACCAUCUUCACCAUCGCUUCCGCGCUCUUCGUGGUCUUCGUCGCACUCUGUGUCCGCGAGACCAAAGGCCGCAGUCUCGGCGACAGUCCCUUCGUCAACUCCGAGACCGCUCUCCAAGCUGCGCCUUCCGGCCUCCCCGAGCCGUCGCCCCCGCUCGCCCCCUAG
Gregarina niphandrodes is the source of this 1710-nucleotide messenger RNA. RefSeq names its product sugar transporter. Gene Ontology annotation, cellular component: membrane. The coding region runs from base 1 to 1710 and encodes 569 amino acids. Gene Ontology annotation, molecular function: myo-inositol:proton symporter activity. The transcript has a single exon. The record is from RefSeq and is a predicted model, not a curated record. Gene Ontology annotation, biological process: transmembrane transport. Lineage: Eukaryota; Apicomplexa; Conoidasida; Eugregarinorida; Gregarinidae.